AUGGCGCCGGUGAAGGUGUUCGGGCAGGCCAUGUCGCCGAACGUGGCUCGGGUGCUGGUGUUCCUGGAGGAGGCCGGCGCCGACUACGAGCUCGUCGACAUCGAUUUCCAGGCCAAGGAGCACAAGAGCCCCGACCACCUUGCCAGAAACCCGUUCGGGCAAAUCCCCGCGUUCCAGGACGGUCAUGUCGUUCUCUUCGAGUCAAGAGCAAUCGCCAAGUACGUGGCGCGCAAGUACAAGACGGACGAGGCCGACCUGCUGAGGGAAGGCGACCUUUCAGAAGCCGCCAUGGUGGACGUGUGGACGGAGGUGGAGGCGCACACGUACAGCGCCGCCCUCUCGCCCAUCGUCUACGAGCGCCUCAUCUUCCCUCUCAUGCACGGCAAGCCCACCGACGACAAGGUUGUCAACGAGAGCCUCGAGAAGCUGAGGAAGGUGCUCGAGGUCUACGAGGCACGGCUAUCCAAGCACAGGUACUUGGCCGGGGAUUUCCUCAGCUUCGCUGACCUCAACCAUUUCCCCUACACCUUCUACUUCAUGGCGACGCCCCAUGGGGCCCUGUUUGAGUCGUACCCGCGCGUGAAGGCGUGGUGGGAGAGCAUCAUGUCCAGGCCGGCGAUUCAGAAGCUCAGCGCAACCAUGACACCAUGA
Molecule: messenger RNA, 651 nt
Organism: Triticum turgidum subsp. durum (durum wheat)
Lineage: Eukaryota; Viridiplantae; Streptophyta; Magnoliopsida; Poales; Poaceae
Source: the annotation of a GenBank genome assembly